AUGCCUUCUGAUAAGGAUAUUAAAUCUCCUGCUCAACCAAAAAAGGAAGAAGAAAUUCCAAAAUCAAUCUUGACUAGAAGUUCAUCGCCACCACCUAUUUUAAAUCAACCAGAUGCAAAUAUAAUUCAUCAUCCUCAACCGCAAGUCCCUCAACCAUCACUGAAUAUUCCAGGGAUUAAGUUAUCUCCUCAAAUUUCCACUUCUCUGGAAAAUAGAGAAAUUGUUAUGGCUGGUGGGGCUUAUUUAAAAGAAAGAAUGGAAUCACCAGAUUCAUUAAACCACAAACCAACUCUAUUACAACCUGAUAAAAGUGAAUCUAUUCCAAGUAUUGAUUAUACUUUAAAUCCUCCUAAAGAAAGUCAACAUCAUAAAUCUCCUUCUGUACAUGCACAUUUCUAUGUCGAAGAAACUUUAAGACCUGUUAGAAAUAGAUCAAGAAGUGGUUCAAAUUCAAAUAAUAAUUUAACUCCAAUUACAAGUCCACAACAUAGUGAACCUUCUUCAAUUCUUAAUAAAGAUGCAAUUAAAAGUCAAGAAAGCUUAAGAGCAACAACAAAUUCAAUUUCUUCAGCAGCUGCUAGCAAUCAAAGCACGCCAAGAUCCAUUAUUAGCGGUGGUGGUGGUGCGAAUACUGCCACAUCUUCAAAUUCAACAACAUCAAAUACCGCUCUAGCCGCACAGGGUACCACCACCACCACCACAACAACAAAUAGCAAUAGUAACACUACAACUACUAAAGGUGAACAGAAUAGUAAUAUUGAUCCUCGUUUACCUCAAGAUGAUGGGAAAUUCCACGUUUUAAUUGGUGUUUGCGGUGCAUUAUCAGUUGGUAAAGUUAAAUUGAUUGUUAAUAAAUUACUUGAAAUUUAUACAUCUGAUAAAAUUUCCAUUCAAGUUAUAUUAACAAAAUCAAGUGAAAAUUUCCUUUUACCAGAAACUUUAAAUGUUUUAGAAAAUGUUAAAAAAGUUCGUGUUUGGACAGAUAUUGAUGAAUGGACAACUUGGAAAACAAGACUGGAUCCUGUUUUACAUAUUGAAUUAAGAAGAUGGGCUGAUAUCUUAUUAGUUUGUCCAUUAACUGCAAAUACUUUGGCUAAAAUUUCUUUAGGUAUAUGUGAUAAUUUAUUAACUAAUGUUAUCAGAGCUUGGAAUAGUUCUUAUCCAAUUUUAUUAGCACCAGCAAUGGAUAGUCAUUCUUAUAGUUCAAGUACAACCAAGAGACAAUUGAGAUUAAUUGCUGAUGAUAUGCCAUGGAUUGAAGUUUUGAAACCUCUGGAAAAAGUUUUUGGAAGUUAUGGUGAUAUUGGUAUGGGUGGUAUGACUGAUUGGAAUGAAAUCGUCAAUAGAAUCGUCAUGAAAUUAGGUGGUUAUCCAGAAGAUGAAGAUGAAGACGAAGCUGAUGACUCAAAGGAUAAUAUUGAUGAAUCCGCAAUUAUAGAUGACGACGAUGACGAUGAUGACGAUGAUGACGAUGAUGAUGAUGAUGACGACGACGACGACGACGAUGAUGAUGAUGACGAUGAUGACGAUGAAGAAGAUCCACCACAACAACAAUCAACCACCGAUAACUCCAAAGAUGAAACUACUAACCUUUGA
Candida tropicalis MYA-3404 is the source of this 1596-nucleotide messenger RNA. Its product is annotated as phosphopantothenoylcysteine decarboxylase complex subunit. Bases 1 to 1596 code for a protein of 531 amino acids. Lineage: Eukaryota; Fungi; Ascomycota; Pichiomycetes; Serinales; Debaryomycetaceae. Gene Ontology annotation, cellular component: phosphopantothenoylcysteine decarboxylase complex. Gene Ontology annotation, biological process: coenzyme A biosynthetic process. The transcript has a single exon. Gene Ontology annotation, molecular function: phosphopantothenoylcysteine decarboxylase activity; FMN binding. The record is from RefSeq and is a predicted model, not a curated record.